This is a messenger RNA of Varroa destructor (honeybee mite), 728 nucleotides long. RefSeq lists its product as uncharacterized. The record is from RefSeq and is a predicted model, not a curated record. NCBI's taxonomy places the organism in Eukaryota, Metazoa, Arthropoda, Arachnida, Mesostigmata, Varroidae.
UGUUCAGAGCUACAACCAAGCGACACCAAGAAUUAACAUGCGCAGCUUCAUUUUCGCGCUUCUGGUAGUCUGCGUUGCCGCAGACAACGUUCAAACCAUCAUCGAAGGAUUCAGCAAGGCCCUAGAAAAACUCGAUAUUCCUGACGAUCGCCGUGCGAACUACAGGGCUGGCCUCGAAAAAUCGAAAGCUUGCAUCGCUCCGCUAGCCAACGAUGCGCCAGCCGAACGCAUCGCCGUUUACGUCGAGAAACUGACUCCGGUCCUUGAUGAGUGUUCGAAGACUAUCGCCUCUAUUCCUAAGGAUCAAGUGAAACAGCGCCAGGAAGUGUUCGGGGCCUGCCUGAAGGAAAAAGUUCACGGAGCGGACUCCGGCUUCGACGAGAAGCAGAAAGAAGUUCUGCCGAAAAUCAAGCAGUGCAUCGUUCAAGCCAUUCAGUCGCAGUAGAGCGGACGAGCAUCAUAAACAUUACCUUAUGAUGAUGAUGAGUAUAUUGAGCUAGCUAACUUGCAGAGCUAGCUAACUUGCAAAGGUAACUCGCAGUGGAACAUCUCGCACUGGACGUCGUAGACCGCAUUGGACGUCGACGAUGAGAGGGAGGCGAGAUAUGACUCUCUAAUUGAGAACUGAGUGGAUCUCUGUUAAGUGAUAGUGGUAGCAGACGAAUUCGGCCGAUAAGUUUUGUUGAUUUUUUCUAUCUAAUAAAGUAAGCUAAGCAAUGAGGAAAUAA